AUGCCAAAGUUGGCAGAAAUGUUGCCAAAAUGGGCAGAAACGCUGCCAAGAUUGGCAGAAACGAUGCCAAAGUUGGCAGAAAUGUUGCCAAAAUUGGCAGAAACGCUGCCAAGAUUGGCAGAAACGAUGCCAAAAUUGACAGAAACGAUGCCAAAGAGGAACUACACCACGAGAGAUUGGAGUCCCGAUCUUCCAACAGUCGAAGCAAUUCGUGUAUCACGAAUCGCGUUGAUUUGGAAGAGAAUGCUCGGUUGGAAUAGGAGUCGCGUUGGGUCGCCGACGAUGUCAGCGACUGUUGCCGGCAACCAGCAACAGCAGCAUCCCCACCAGGAAUGGGACAUCAACGACUCGAACGUGCCAAGGGUGGUGGAGUACGAUCCCUGGUGCGAAUGGGCGGAUGGACACGUAAGAAGGGUGUACGGACCAGACUGCGAGGAAGCCAGGAGACACGCGUCCGGAUGGGCUAUGAGGAACACGAACAACCACAACGUGAGCAUCUUGAAGAAGUCCUGCCUCGGAGUGCUCGUCUGCUCGCAAGAGUGCAUACUACCUGGCGGGGGAAGGGUUCACCUUCGACCGGCGAUUUGUGAUAAGGCAAGGAAAAAGCAACAGGGAAAGCCUUGUCCGAAUAGACAAUGCACGGGUCGACUGGAGAUACUGUCGUGUCGUGGCCAUUGCGGUUACCCCGUGACGCAUUUCUGGCGGCACACCGAGCACGCGAUAUUCUUCCAAGCCAAAGGACAACACGACCAUCCGCGACCGGAAGCGAAAUCCACUUCCGAGGCGAGGAGAAGCGUGGGUGCCGGCAGAAGGGUGCGCGGAUUGGCGGUACUCCUGGCGAACGAGGCUGCUUUGGGUUCCAAACUAAUGUCGCUACGAGGAACGAAAAGACCGAAUUCGGAAGCGAUCGAGCAACCGCCAAGGACGACGCAACCACCACCACUGAUACCCGACAAAGGUUACUCGUGUUCCUGCCCGCCGUUCGAAUGCAUGUGUGGUCUGCAGACCAACGCCUCGGCUUAUCAACAGUCUCAUCAUCAUCAGACGGCCAUGUAUCCCCAACAAACGGCCUCGAACGACGCCCCCUACUGGCUCCAAGACACCGUGCCACCCCAGGAGAACGCCUUGGGCUACAAUCUCCCGAACCAAGUGCCACAGGAAGCCUCCUACCCUGAUUUUCCACCGUUCACAGGAGAACUGCUCCAGCCGGAAGAGAUCUUCCAGCUGGAUCAACCUUUGAGACCGGAAUUCUCCAUGAACUCUCAAGAAGUAGCCAGAUCUCCACCAACUUUGCUCGACCUUGGAAGCGGUACCAUCAAAUACGAGAUGAAACAGCACCAGGAUCAAGCCUACUGGAACCAAUUCCUCAGCGAGGACUCGAGCAGCAGUCAUCUGAGCAUGUCUCAGGACGACAGGCUGCAGUUCCCCGGUUUCGAGACCGACAAGGACUCCAAUGGCUUCUGCGUCAAGAGACCAGUGAACCACUUCGUUCCCGACAAGGAGGUGAACCAAAAUCACCACCUGAACAAUCCACUAAACUUCCAGGAUUACCAGCGACACCAGAAUCACAAGAACUUCGUGGAUGGGUCUGCGAAGAACGAUCACGAGGCCAAUUACUGGGCCCAGAGUCACCAAGACGACCGUCUCAACUUCCCAGGCUUUGAUGCUCACAAGGAAGACUUACUGCCCUCCAGAAGAGACGUGAAUUGCUUCCCCAAAGAAAACUGCCAGCCAGGACUAAUGGACAGAGGAAGCUACAACGUCUAUUCUAAGAAGGAGAACGGAAUGGUCGAUUCUGUUCGCCCUAGUCGCAGUCCCAUGGAGAACAAACACUACUCUUACGACGGUUACAGUCAGAUCUUUGAUCAAUCGGAGAAGAACCAACUAGCCAAUCGACCGGAUCAAAAUACCAACAGGAUGGUCCUCGACGAGAGACUGCAGAACAACUAUACCGGUCGCGAGACGAACCCUGACUCCACCGAGAGACUGUUCGCGGAAUCGAACGGCAUGGAAACCACCAUGCCGUCGCAGAACAGCCCGGAACCAUUCUUCUACCCCAGCAACGACCGCUGCCAUUACACUUGCGAGGUGCUGGACACGCGGCUACCUCAGAUGGCGCUGAACACCGGCGUGAACACGCAGCCAGGAAUGAAUAACUACGGCGACGUGAGCGAACUGGACCUGCCACCCUUCGUAGACUACACCCUCGUAGGGAUGCUGUGCUCCACGGAGGAAGACACGUCCAGCUUGCUACCAGGCUGUCCCCAAAACGCACAGAGCUACGUUCCCCAUCAUUAG
Eufriesea mexicana is the source of this 2298-nucleotide messenger RNA. RefSeq lists its product as uncharacterized. Gene Ontology annotation, cellular component: nucleus. Bases 1 to 2298 code for a protein of 765 amino acids. Gene Ontology annotation, molecular function: DNA-binding transcription activator activity, RNA polymerase II-specific; RNA polymerase II cis-regulatory region sequence-specific DNA binding. The transcript has 6 exons. NCBI's taxonomy places the organism in Eukaryota, Metazoa, Arthropoda, Insecta, Hymenoptera, Apidae. Gene Ontology annotation, biological process: regulation of transcription by RNA polymerase II; gliogenesis. The record is from RefSeq and is a predicted model, not a curated record.